Papaver somniferum (opium poppy) is the source of this 1377-nucleotide messenger RNA. RefSeq lists its product as uncharacterized. The record is from RefSeq and is a predicted model, not a curated record. The transcript is spliced from 3 exons. Gene Ontology annotation, biological process: proteolysis. NCBI's taxonomy places the organism in Eukaryota, Viridiplantae, Streptophyta, Magnoliopsida, Ranunculales, Papaveraceae. The coding region runs from base 1 to 1377 and encodes 458 amino acids. Gene Ontology annotation, molecular function: aspartic-type endopeptidase activity.
AUGACGAAAGAAGAGAGGAGAAUGUCAGAGAUGGUUACCAAGCAACGGAAAUCCAGUGGAAUAUAUCCAACGUUUUCAGGCUUCAAUGAGUUUGUGGGGUAUAGCGACGAGUUACUUUGUAGAAUAUUUCCAGUAACUUUGAAGGGUAAGGCUCUAACCUGGUUCUCUCAUUUAGAGCCUAAUUCGAUCAAGAAUUUUGGAAUGUUAUCGGAUGCAUUUUUUGAACAACACAAAAUUAACCUUGGAAGCAAGAAAGGAAGCGGUUAUUUAUUUCUCCUACAUCGGGAACCUGUGGAGAGUCUUUCAGAUUUUAAUAGGAGAUUCCGUCAAGAAGUCAACGAAGUUGGAAAAGUCAACGAAAGUUUUGUGAUAGAAGCAUACAAAAAUGCUUUGGAUUAUGAUGAGUUUGGAAUCUACAACUCAUUAGCGGUUCAACCAGUCGGGAUCCUCAGAGAACUCUAUGACAGGGCUGAUAGGUAUGCGAAAGCCGAAAAGGAAAAGAAGGAAAAGUUGUCUCGGACAGAGAAAAGGCCUGCAGCUGAGGCACAUGUAAAGCCAAGACAACAGUUUGAUGGUAACACCAAAGGCAAGAACCAUGAAGACCAGUCAAAGAAAGCAAGGAAUGAACAAGAGUCUCAUAAGCCUAAAGAAAAGUUUAACACGAAGCUUCCUGACCUCAUUAUUGGACUUGGGGAGAUGCAUAAGAAGAUAAGGGAUUCACUUACCAAUCCAAAGCCCUUGUCAGCAGAAACAAGGGAUAAAAGGGACAAGAGCAAAUGUUGUGCUUACCACCAAGAUCAUGGGCACGAUACAGAGACUUGUCGUACGCUGGCAACGGAAGUCCAGAAAAUGAUUAAAGAUGGGAAGUUGCAGCAAUAUGUCAAGAAGAAUCCAUCAUAUGUUAACUCAAUGAUCAACACACUUGAUUUGCGAGAAAUCAGAGUACGCCGAGUAUUAGUUGAUACUGGAAGUUCAAUUAGUGUCAUAUUUUCGGGUGCACACUCGUCAAUCAGUCUGAGUGAGAGCCAAGUUGAAGCAGAUGAUAAUCCUAUCAUCGGGUUUAGUGGAGAAACAAUGACACCAACGGGAAGAAUUAACCUACCUACAAUGGUGGGUGGAAGGACAAUUAUGCAAUACUUCUCAUUACUAGAUUGCCGUGCACCCUGCAAUGCUAUCCUAGGACGUGACUGGAUUCAUGCUAUGGAAGUAGUGACAUCCACUGUUCACCAGUGUUUGAAGUUUGUUACUCCAGCAGGGGUGAUGAAAGCUAGAAGCGAUCAGGUGGCAUCUCAUAAGUGCCAUGAGAGUGCAAUGGAAGAAUAUCGGAAGUCCGAACUAAAGGGCUCGGAAAUUCUCCAGGCGGAGAAGAAAUUAUAG